UUAAAAACAUAUUUAGUGUUGUCCUUCCAAAGGAUGCUAUUUUGAUUCUAAUGAGAACCUUUUUAUUUGUUUUAUCUAAGCACAAUGAGGACAUCCGUUGCUUAACCACUCUGAGCCAUUUUGGGUUUGAAUGUUUGCCCACGCAGCUGGUGAACAAAUCCAUCCAGAAAGGAUUCUCUUUCAAUAUUCUCUGCGUGGGAGAAACUGGAAUUGGGAAAUCAACACUGAUCAACACACUAUUCAAUACUAAUAUGAAAGAGAACAAGACCUCCCAUUUCUAUUCAAAGGUUGGACUUAAAGUGAAGACAUACGAGCUUCAGGAAAGAAAUAUUCCACUGAAAUUGACAGUUGUGAAAACAGUGGGGUAUGGUGACCAAAUAAACAAAGAAUCCAGCUACCAGCCAGUGGUUGAAUACUUGGAUGCUCAGUUUGAGGCAUAUCUCCAGGAGGAGCUGAAGAUCAAGCGCUCUUUGGUUGACUAUCACGAUUCCCGUAUCCACGUUUGCCUUUACUUCAUCGCACCUACAGGACACUCCCUCAAGUCCCUGGACCUGCUGACCAUGAAGAACAUUGACAGAAGGGUGAACAUCAUACCACUGAUUGCCAAAGCAGACUCACUUUCCAAGAUGGACCUCCAGAAGUUCAAGAGUAACAUAAUGAGCGAGCUGGUCAGCAACGGCAUCCAAAUAUAUCAGUUCCCCAUAGAUGAAGAGGACGACGACAAUUCUCAAUGCCUAUUACCUUUUGCGGUAGUAGGAAGUAUGGAGGAGGUGAAGGUUGGGAAAAGGAUGGUCAAAGGCCGUCAUUACCCUUGGGGAGUUUUGCAAGUGGAAAAUGAGAAUCACUGUGACUUUGUGAAGCUCCGGGAUUUGCUUCUGUGUACUAAUAUGGAAGAUCUGAAAGAUCAAACCCACACUCAGCAUUACGAAUGCUACAGGAGCAGUAGACUGCAGAAACUGGGCUUCAAUGACACCGGCCCCAACAAUCAGCCAGUGAGUUUCCAAGAGAUGUAUGAAGCCAAAAGACAAGAGUUCCAUGGCCAGUGUCUGAGGGAGGAGGAAGAACUGAAGCAGACGUUCAUGCUGCGAGUCAAAGAGAAGGAACUGACCUUCAAGGAUGCCGAAAAGGAGCUGCAGGACAAGUUUGAACACCUGAAGAGAAUCCAACAAGAGGAGAUCCUGAAACUGGAAGAAGAGAGAAGAAAACUAGAGGAGCAAAUAAUAGAUUUUUAUAAAACGAAGACUGCCUCUGAGACGUCACAGGCUCAGGUGUGCGCCAAUGUAAAGAAGGACAAAGAUCGUAAGAAAUGAUCUCUCCUUACCAUUGCGGCUGACUUAGAGCCCCAUUAUCCUCCACUCAUAUCUGUGAGCUAGUCUUCACAGCAUUUAACUUCAUCUGGAAUUCUAAUGUUUUCAAAAAAUUGUUUAGAGUGUGUCAUUCUCCACUAGAGUGUCAAAUACUCAGGAGAAAGAUACUUUGUGUAUCUUGUUAGGUGUUGCAACAUAAAGGAGCACUCAAUAGUACCCAGUAAAUAUUUUAUUAAUCAAAAUAGCCAAGAAGUAUAUAGAUACUAUAGACAGUUAUGAUCAGACAGUGGACAUUCCUUUACCAUAGAUGUGCCUUUUACUCCAAUAGUGAUUUUUACAGUUGUGUCUCCUUAGAGUUUUUUACUUUGUGUGUGUGUUUUGUUGUUUCUUUCAAGACCGGUUCUCACUAUAUAGCCCUAGCUGUCCUGAAACUCUUUGUGAGAUAGGUCUGGCCUUGAGCAGCAAUCCUUCUGCUUCAGCUUCCUGAGUUCUGGGAUUAUAAACAUAAACCACCAUGCCUAGCUCUAUUGAAUUUUUCUUGAGGAUGCCUAGGCAUAAUGUAUUGUUAUAAAAGGUUAAUUAUUGGUUAUUCCUUUACCAAAUUCUAUUGAUAGAAAUUCUUGAUAAUUUUAGUUGAAAUGAAGCAUGUGUUUUGAUUAGAACUCCUCUAUGCUUUGGUGUCAGACUUGUAGAAGUAUAAAAUGAAAGAUUCAAAAUCUAGAUAUAAACAGACUAUAGUGAUAAUAUUGUCUUAAAGAUUUUGGCUAGAUGCUAAAACAUCAUCAAAGUGUACAGUAUGGGAUAUGUUUUUUUUUCUUCUGUUUUUUUUAAAACUCCCUUCUUAUUUUAUAGACUGAGGCGUUUUAAAAUUUAAAAUGUUUUUUUGUCAGUUACUUAUUUGAUGUUUUGGUUUCAAGCCUAGCCUUAAUUGCUGAAUCAUCUCUCCAGCCCCAGUUUCUGAUGUGACUGUGGUUGUCCCUUCAUCAUGACUUGUCCCUAUUACAACACAACCUUUGAUGGACUUUGUCUCUGUACUUCACCACAUUUGGAUCAAUUCUUUAUUAAUAGUUCUGAUUAAAGUACACUUUAAUGAAAUUUUAAUAUUGCCUCCAUUUCGAAUGCAACAUUUAAGGCCAGCACUAUAUGCUCUCAAAAUAAUUUAUAAUUUAUACUUACAAUAUCUUCACGGAGAAGUCUUAUCUCUAUAGUGAUGAGAAAGAGAAACAAAUCCACAAUCCAUUUCAUAUAUGUUGGUAAGUCAUCUUACAAAUGGGAUGAGAAAGAAAUAUAAUACAUAUAUAAUGUAGUGGCAAUUAUAUAAGAGCAAAGAUCUUUGUUCUGAUAAUUUAUAUAUUAAUUCCUAGGCUUAGGACAAUUCUUAAAGCACAGUGGAUACUAUUAGUUGAAUAAGUAAUUCCAGUAGUCAUGUGUUUCCUGAGUUAUAUUCAUGGAUAGUUUAGUUUAGAUAAUUGACUUUUUUAUUUUUUGAGAAAGGGUUUCUCUGUGUAUCUUUUUUUUUGUUUUGUUUUUUGAGACAGGGCUUGUCUGUGUAGCUUUGGAGCCUAUCCUAGCACUGGGUCUGGAGACCAGGCUGGUCUCGAACUCAUAGAGAUCUGCCUGCCUCUGCCUCCUGAGUACCAGGAUUAAAGGUGUGCACGACCAACGCUCGGCUAUCUGUGUAUCUCUAGCUGUCCUGGAACUCACUCUGUAGACCAGGCUGGCCUUGAAUGCCACAUGCCUGUCUCUUGAGUGCUGGGAUAGUGUACCACCACUACUAAGCUAGAUAAUUGACUUUCAAACAUAAUAUAGUAUAUUACUGCUUUUUGACAGGGCUGUGAGUUAUAUUGAUGAAAUGCUUUUAUAGUGUCAUUCUUUAAUCUUAAUG
This is a messenger RNA of Cricetulus griseus (Chinese hamster), 3192 nucleotides long. NCBI's taxonomy places the organism in Eukaryota, Metazoa, Chordata, Mammalia, Rodentia, Cricetidae. The record is from RefSeq and is a predicted model, not a curated record.